AUGACCACUAAGCGCGCUUACAAGCUCCAGGAAUUUGUGGCACAUUCUGCUGCUGUAAACUGUCUUAAGAUCGGGAGGAAGACAUCGAGGGUUCUUGUAACAGGUGGGGAAGAUCACAAGGUUAAUCUAUGGGCUAUCGGUAAGCCCAAUGCCACUCUGAGCUUGUAUGGGCACUCGAGCGGGAUUGAUUCAGUAACGUUUGAUGAUUCGGAACGCUUAGUAGCCGCAGGAGCUGCUAGUGGUACGAUCAAACUUUGGGAUCUGGAGGAGGCAAAGAUUGUCAGGACUCUCACUGGUCACAGGUCGAAUUGCAUAUCCGUGAAUUUUCACCCGUUUGGUGAGUUUUUUGCUUCUGGUUCUCGAGACACAAAUCUUAAGAUAUGGGAUAUAAGAAAGAAGGGCUGCAUCCAUACUUACAAGGGUCACACUCGAGGGGUCACAGUACUCAGAUUCACCCCAGAUGGUCGUUGGGUUGUAUCUGGAGGAGAAGACAAUGUUGUGAAGGUAUGGGAUUUGACAGCUGGAAAACUGUUGCAUGAGUUUAAGAGUCAUGAAGGGCAGAUUCAGAGUCUAGAUUUUCAUCCACAUGAAUUUCUACUGGCAACAGGUUCAGCUGAUAAGACUGUAAAAUUCUGGGAUCUUGAAACAUUCGAGCUUAUUGGUUCUGGUGCAACUGAGACAACUGGGGUCCGUUGCCUGGCCUUCAAUCCAGACGGAAAGAGUGUGCUUUGUGGAUUGCAAGAAAGUGUCAAGAUUUUCUCAUGGGAGCCAAUAAGAUGUCAUGAUGGAGUGGAUGUUGGAUGGUCAAACUUGUCGGAUAUGAAUGUUCACGAGGGAAAGCUUCUUGGUUGCUCAUACAAUCAAAAUUGCGUUGGCGUGUGGGUUGUAGACCUCUCGCGCACUGAGCCUAUGAGUGGAGGUGCCACUCAGUCAAAUUUUCAUCCAGAGAACACACCGGGCUCAGGCAGAGAUCCAGCAGUUUUGAACGAUAACAGCUCAAAGGUUAUUCUCGGAAAGUUGCCUGGUUCCCAGAAAGUGGACCCUUUAUUAAAGGAAACAAAGCCUCUUGGAAGAUUAUCAAUUUCUCAAAGCUCGGAUCCUUUGGCAAAGGAAACAAAGCCUACUGGAAGGUCAUCAGUAUCUCAAAGUUCAGAUUCUUUGGUAAAGGAACCAAAGUCUUUCGGAAGGUUGUCAGUUACUCAUAGCUCAGACGCAGUUAAAGAAUCAAGAACCUUGUCAUCCACAGGAAGUAUAUCAGAUUCUCCUCAUAGGGUCACUUUAGCCAGUGCUCCGAAAAUUGCUUCUGAUGCUCCUACGGUUGUCCCUACUGCUGCAGCCUCAAAGAGAAAUUUCGCAAGAGCUAAUCCAAAGGCGAAUCCUCCAGUAGUCAAUAAAGGGGAUGUUUUUCCAGUAAUCAUCCCCAGAACGGACCCAAUAUUUGAGCCGGUAGCUGAAUCCAGAGCAGAACUUGACAUUAUUGGAAGAACUAUGCCAUAUUCGCUGCAGUCAAAGGCGGCUGAUUCUCGAAGGCUGUCGAGCAGCAGAAAUGAGCCUGAUCUACCAACCAGUUCGCUUCUUGAAAGGUCUGGGUCUCAGUCUAUAGAACCAAGCAAUUUACAAGAUGGAAAUAUAUAUCCUAGUGACGAAGGUGGCACAUGGGAUACAGCUGAGAGAAAAAAUAAAGAUAACAGAUACAGGGGAUUUGGAAGGUUAAAUGCAAGAUCUUUUGUGGGAUCACCUCAAAGCAAUCAUGACGAAAACUCUGACUUGAUUAGCUAUAAUGCAAACAGAGAUCGAAGUCCUACUGAAAGUCCAAAAGGAGGAAGACUGCAUUCCCUCGCUCUAAAUAGGGAAAGAAGAGGAAGAUUUUCCAACUUUGAGGGUCCUGUUUCGAGCUUUUCCGGUGGAAACGCAAACAUUCGCCCAUCCCAUAUGCUCAAGCAGAGAGGAAACCAUGCGUCAGUUGAUCAAGGAACCACUUCUGCUAGUGAGGAAGAUGUAGCUGCAGACAUAUUGGAGCAGCACGAUCAAUUUGUCAGCUCUAUGCAUUCUCGUUUUGCUAAGUUACAGGUAGUCCGCAGAUAUUGGGAAAGAAAUGAUAUUAAAAACUCGAUAAGUUCAAUAGAGAAGAUGGCUGAUAAUGCUGUCGUUGCGGAUGUGCUGGUUAUAGUAACUGAGAGAGCUGAGAUUUUGACACUGGAUACUUGUACUUCUCUUCUUCCCCUUAUGUCAGCUCUUCUAGGGAGCAACAUGGAUAGACAUUUGAGUGUUUGCCUAGAUCUGCUGCUUAAGCUGGUAAGAAUGUAUGGGUCACAAAUUUACUCAUCGCUGUCCGCUCCAUCAUCUGUUGGUGUAGAUAUUGAGGCUGAGCUAAGGAUGGAGCGAUAUAGUCGCUGCUUUGUCGAACUUGAGAAAAUCAAGGCUUGUCUUCCCUCUCUAGCCAGAAGAGGAGGAUUGGUGGCUAAGACUAUCCAUGAAGUUAAUUUAACAUUCCAAGAAGUCUCGUCGUGA
Arabis nemorensis is the source of this 2511-nucleotide messenger RNA. The record is from the annotation of a GenBank genome assembly. NCBI's taxonomy places the organism in Eukaryota, Viridiplantae, Streptophyta, Magnoliopsida, Brassicales, Brassicaceae.